This is a messenger RNA of Juglans microcarpa x Juglans regia, 1263 nucleotides long. RefSeq names its product BES1/BZR1 homolog protein 3-like. Bases 265 to 1014 code for a protein of 249 amino acids. Lineage: Eukaryota; Viridiplantae; Streptophyta; Magnoliopsida; Fagales; Juglandaceae. Gene Ontology annotation, molecular function: DNA-binding transcription factor activity. The transcript has 2 exons. The record is from RefSeq and is a predicted model, not a curated record. Gene Ontology annotation, biological process: DNA-templated transcription; brassinosteroid mediated signaling pathway.
ACACGCAUUUGUGACUCCUGCACCUUCCCCGUCUCAUGCAAAAAGAAGAGAGAAUACAUAAAUUCCCCUCCUAUUCUCCCUAUACUUCUUCCCACAUCACAACCGUCCACUGCAAAAUGCCCCACCUCACGUGGUUCUCCCCCAACCGUCCGAUCACUACCUAAAAACAUCCGUCCACUUCAACUACAAAGGUGGCUGGACUUCCUCUGUUACAGAGACACGAAACGGGAGAGAAAGUAAGAGAAGCAGUGAAAGAGGAAGAGUAUGAAGGAAGCGGCGGCGGGUAAGGCAAAGGCAAAGGCGUUGAUGUUGGGAGGAGAAGCGAGUAGUGGGGCACAGCAAAGGACCACGUUGGGGAUCAUGAAGAGAUCUGUUGGGAAACCGGGAGCGGUGGGGAGGACGGAGAGCGAGAAGGAGAAGACGAAGAUGAGGGAGAGGCAGAGGAGGGCCAUUACCACCAACAUCUUUCACGGCUUGCGAAAGCACGGCGGCUACCACCUCUCCCCUCGCGCCGACAUCAACGAGGUCCUCCGCGAGCUCGCCAAGGAGGCAGGCUGGAUCGUCCAGCCCGACGGCACCACCUACCGCUCUUCUAACGGUAUGAGCUGUUGUCCGCUUUGUGGGUCGUGGAGAACGAGCAACAACAGUACAACACCGAGCAGCACUGUCGUGGUUGGUAGCGGAGGAGAAUAUUGCUCAACCACAGCGUCGCCGGUAAGGGAGUCUACGAUGAACAACAGCAGCAACAACAAAAUCGGUGGUGAGCCGACAAUACUAAGUUCGCUCUUCGUCUCCGGCGGCGUUGGACGUUCGCCCGACGCUGACAUUCCCCUUGAUCAACUCUACAUGUACGAAUCAGGGUUCACCGGUGGGCUCCACCACCCCAAUUUGUCCGCCGGCGGUGGUGGGCCAUUGGGAUUAGGACCUACAUAUAAUCCUCAGCAGUUGUAUGCGCAGGAAGCGAGGGCGUCCAACCAAAACACGCCCGUGGGUUCUCCUCUACGGCGCGCUUAGAAAGUUGAAGCUUUUCCUCGAUCUAGUUAAAAAUGGUUGCAAUAUAUAUAAUACUAGUAGGCUACGACAGAAGUAUACAGAAAGUGAUAACAAGGCCGGGUGCUUCUUUUUCUGCAACUUUUUUGUUCUUUCCGGCUGAAUUGAUACCCGUUAAUCUAGAUAUAUUGUGGGGGCGAAAGAAUCAAAGCAGCCAUGCAUUUUGUUUAAUCACAGAUAGAAACGUGCUGUUUUUAUUAGCUCAUUUUUUCC